Messenger RNA from Metopolophium dirhodum (rose-grain aphid), 546 nucleotides. Its product is annotated as zinc finger protein 90-like. Gene Ontology annotation, molecular function: histone H4K20 methyltransferase activity. The coding region runs from base 1 to 546 and encodes 181 amino acids. NCBI's taxonomy places the organism in Eukaryota, Metazoa, Arthropoda, Insecta, Hemiptera, Aphididae. The transcript has a single exon. The record is from RefSeq and is a predicted model, not a curated record. Gene Ontology annotation, cellular component: nucleus.
AUGUCAUUAGGAAAUGAAGGAGCUAUUGUAAAAGCCAAUACAAAAAUCAAACUAGGCCAAGAAAUAACAGUAAACUAUGGGCCACACUAUUUCGGACAAAACAAUUCAGAAUGUAUGUGUCACUCGUGUGAGAUUAAACAAACAGGACAUUUUCAAGAAGCAACAGAACAAGGUGCCUGUUGCAUAAAUCCGAAUUCAGACUGCAGUGAAGAUAAUUCAGAAAACGAACCCAGAGAAGAUGUGUUUACAUGCAAUUUAUGUGGACAAAAUUUUUUAUACAAAUGUUGGCUAAGUAGACACAUUGCUUCACAUAUAGCCCCAAUCCACACGUCAUGUGAACAAUGCGAUCGGGUUUUCAAAAGAAAAGAUACACUACAAAGACAUAUCAAAACUGUUCAUCUAAAAGUGAGUCAUUCUUGUGAUAUUUGCGGUCAAAAGUUUAGCACAAGUCACAGCAAAAUAAGGCACAUCGACAGGGUUCAUAUCGAAGAGGAUACCACAGUCCACUGUCCAAAAUGUCCUAUCUUCUCUGGGUACGAUUUCUGA